AGCACACACAACAUCGAAAUGGCUCCAACAAUCCUCGUCGUCGGCGCGACCGGCAACACCGGGAAAGGUGUCAUGGAGACUCUUCCACAAUUGCUCAAGCAGCACAAGAGUCUAUCCAACCAUCGCAUCCUGGCGCUCACCCGAUCAAAAGACAGUCCGUCAGCGAAGAAGCUCGCAGCGCUGGACGGCGUCGAGCUGGCGGAGCAGAACUGGACCGAAAUCACCGCCGACUGGCUUCGCAAGCACGAAGUCGUUCGCAUCUUCAUCGCAUCCCACAACGAACCUUCCCAAUUCGCUGAAGAAGGACAAUUCCACGUUGAAGCACUGCAUGCGGGCGUCAAAUACGUCGUGCGCAUCUCGACCACGGCUGCGAAUGUCCAACCAAACUACCCUGCAUACUAUCCGAGAACGCAUUGGGCUAUCGAGCAGAUGCUGAGCCAGCCAGAGUUCAAGAAUAUGCACUGGACCUCGCUGCAGCCAAAUGUAUUCUACUCGAUCGUCUUGGGUCCGGCGGCGGAGUACAUCAAAGAACAUCGCAAGUCCGGCAAGUCAGGAAAGCUGUCCCUAAUGCUGGACGCAAACACGCCUGUCGGAGUGAUCGAAGCGUCGGAGAUUGGCGUACUGGCCGCUCAUCUGCUCGCUCAGGACGACACCAGCGCUUACAAUCAAAAGCGGCUGGUCCUUAACGGGCCCAAAGACAUUACGGGCGAAGAGAUCGUAAAAAUGGUCGAGUCGCACACUGGAUCGAAGGUGGGCGACGUUGAGUACAGAGAUGUGUCCUUUGUGCACUCUUGGGCGGACGGUCUGACAUCGGGAUCGAAGAAUGUGAUCCGCUCGAUUUCACAUGCUCCUGAGACUGCAUGGGCGGGGAAGUGCAAAGCGGAAACGACAAGUCCGGAGGUCCUCGAGUUGGCAGCCCCGAAGAUCACUGUCAAGGAGAGUCUGGCGCAGAUGCUGCAGUGA
Molecule: messenger RNA, 963 nt
Organism: Zymoseptoria tritici IPO323
Lineage: Eukaryota; Fungi; Ascomycota; Dothideomycetes; Mycosphaerellales; Mycosphaerellaceae
Exons: 1
Coding region: 19-963 (314 amino acids)
Source: RefSeq, a predicted model, not a curated record